Molecule: messenger RNA, 4517 nt
Organism: Gigantopelta aegis
Lineage: Eukaryota; Metazoa; Mollusca; Gastropoda; Neomphalida; Peltospiridae
Product: ribitol-5-phosphate xylosyltransferase 1-like
Exons: 6
Coding region: 146-1483 (445 amino acids)
Biological process (GO): protein O-linked glycosylation via mannose
Cellular component (GO): Golgi apparatus
Molecular function (GO): ribitol beta-1,4-xylosyltransferase activity
Source: RefSeq, a predicted model, not a curated record
UCGAUAAAUUUGCUGUGCUUUCUACUUUCACUGUCGAUCAUAGGGGCUAAUAUGCCUAAAGUGUUUUGAACAGCAGAACGGCGGGAAUGUUUGCGGAACUAUGACAAGAAAGUGAAAGUGUCUUAGUCGGUGAUAGAAUGGUGAAAUGAGGUUGUCUUUUAGAAAGAUUGCCUUUACUAUUCUUGGAGUGUAUUUCCUCAUAACGUGUUAUACUGGAUUUCUACUUUUCCGGCGGCGUCUUCACGCUGCCUACAACACAGUCAAAGAGAAACUCAUCCUUGACAAGAUUCAGAGUCUGUCAGAGAUCUCUGAUGAUGCCGAGUGGAACCCGUGGGGCGAAGAGUUUGAGAAUGAGCGGGACAGGUUGGUGCACCAUGAACCCCCUAAAAUACAGUGGGAGAUGGAACACUCCCUGGGGCGCAGUCCACUCGACAGCAAGGACAACACCACAGAAGAAUACAUAGUGGAGGUGUGGGGCAAGGCAGCCAUAGGCUUGUAUCUGUGGGAGCACAUUUUCAACAGUCAGUUGGAGCAGAAACUGGGUGGUGUCUGGAGCUUUGGUGUCAAGAAAAUUCAUAGCAUCAAGUUCAGAUUCCGAACUGGACCGGGUGUGAUUCCGAGCAAAGUCCCGCGUGACACGGAGAAUCUUGUCCUAGUUCUGAAUGGACGGGAGACGUCAAAGAUAGAUUUCGCCAAACUCUGGCUGGAUUUUCUACCCACUCUGCCCAACCUGAAAAACGCUGCCGUGAUCAUCCUGGGCAAUGAGCAGUGCAGAAACGACUGGUUGAAGCCUUACCUCCGGUCAAAGGGAGGACCGGUCAAGUUGUUCUUCCUGACCUAUGACAGCCCGGACAUCGACAAUACAGACUUCUAUCAGUGGCCAGUCGGUGUUGCCACGUACCGCGAGUUCCCCAAGGUGGACAGUGCCCAUCUGCCUCUGACGACCCACAGGAAGUAUCUGAGCAACUUCCUGGGCACCAUUUACAAGAACUCAUCACGUGAAGUCCUCCUCAAAACUCUGGAGGCAAGUCCACAUCAGAAGAGAUGCUACAUCAAACCUCGGAUGGUGUGGCUGCCUCAAGAAUCGGACGAAACCCGUGAGGACUACUUACGAGCCCUGGCUCAGAGCGACUUAACCCUGAACCCUGUCGGCAUCAACACCGAGUGUUACCGGAUCUACGAGGCGAUGUCGUAUGGAUCUGUUCCCGUGGUGGAGGACAUCAUGACCCCUGGCUCCUGCGGCCCAUCUAGCGCCUCAGAGGUUGCUCCUUUAAGGCUCCUCAAAGAAUUCAAUGCUCCGAUAAUCUUUAUCAAGAACUGGAGUCAGCUGCACGACAUCUUGGAGAAGGAGACCCGCAUGACGCACGAAGAUAAGAUCAAGAGACGGCAGAAAUUAAUUCAGUGGUACGAGAAUUUUAAAUACCUGAUGAGAGAGAGACUAGUUAGGGUUUUAGAAGAAAGGUUUUUCAACAUAAAGCGGUAGUGUGCACUGACCACCGUUUAGGGUUUAUUGUUAAUUAAUUAAUUAAGUUGUUACCGUGGUAACAUACCUAAAGUCUUUCAUCUCUCUGCUGGCCAGCAUGUUUGGUUUCCAUUCACAUAUCAAGGGGAAUAACUAGGUUGUUACAGGAAGAGGUUACUCAAAUUGGAUUGGUUGAAAUUUGGUGCUGCAUGGAUGACCCAAGCCAGUAUAUGUUCUAGUAAUAAUAUGUGAAUAUUACUGCGGACUCUCUUAUUUCUUGGGUGGCAAUUUUUGUGUUUUUAUUGAAUAAUCUUUAAUUGUUCAUUGUUAUGAGGCUAAACAUUUCUUGAUAGUGUAUUACUAUUAAGAAAAUAAAUAAACUACUCCAUCAGAAAUGCAGUUAUAUAGUUAUAUGGUUUCUUGCCUUGAGCAAAAAUCCACAGAAAUUGUUACUUUCAGAAAAUAUUGAAUUUGCAGUAGGUGUUACGUGUUAACUGUUAAUAUUUGUUAUUACACACCUUUAGAUGUUAGUUAUUCAUGAAUUUAAAAUAUACUCUGUUGGAUUUGUGAUGUUUACAUAAAAAAAAAAAAUUAUAUUAAAAAUUAAUAUUUUUUAUUGUAACUACUGAUUCAUACGAGAUACAAUUUCUUCUUUCUCUCUUCUGUUUUUGAAUUUAAUAAUGAAAGUAAUUUUACAUAAAAUGUUAUUCAUACAAGCCCACUACUAAAAUGGUUGGAAUGUAGUGUUGGACAAAUGCCUGAGAAAGUCACUAGCCCAACAGAAGCUUUGGCUAAUGCCCUAUGUUUUAUAGUAAUAACUUCCAGUAGCCCAGAACAAAAAUUCACUAGCCGGGGUCAAGGGCUAUAUUGGAUUUGUUGAACCAUGUUGAUGUUGCAGUAAGAUUUUUUUUUUUUAAUUUGUAAAGGAUGGCCAGCCAUAAAGUUUCUGUUGGGUUUUUUUUGUUUUUGUUUGUUUGUUUGUUUGUUUGUGCUGAGUCAUUGCAUGAAUCUCAUCAUUAAGUUGUGGUCUGUGUGUCCAUUAAAACCUCUAAAAUUUUAUUUUACAGAACAUCUAGGUUAAUUGUGGUGUCUAAUUGUAUCAUACACUAUUGAAUCAUACACACACAGCUGAGUUAGAAGACUGACAGUUGUGUUAUCGUCAGUUACUGUCAGUGUUACUUAAUCAUGGCGUCUAAUUGAAUCAUACUUAGAAAGUUGAAUCAUACAUCUACAGUUGAUUUAGAAUAAUGAUGAUGGUUAUCUUUAGUUACUGUCAAUUAAUUAGUGUAUUUAAAUACUUGAAUCAUGCACAUAUAGUUGAGUUGGAAUGCAGACAGUGGUAAAGUUAUGUUGAAAUGACAAAUACAUGUACACAGAGGUUUUAUGUGUGUUUCUUGGGGGUUUUGGUGGAGGGUUUUAUGUUAACUUUUUUUUAACUGGAAUGGUGGUCAUUUAUUUUCUUUCUGUCAGCUUACUCUUCUACUGGGCCCACGAUUGGUAUAUCAAAGGCUGUGGUAUGUACUACCCUGUCUGUUGGAUGGUGCAUAUAAAAGAUCCCUUGCUGCUAAUUGAAAAGAGUAGCCCAUGAAGUGAUGACGGCCGGUUUCCUUUCUCAGUGUCUGUAUGGUCCCUAACCAUAUGUCUUGAUGCCAUAUAACCGAAAAUAAAAUGUGUUGAGUGCAUCGUUAAAUAAAACAUUUCUUUCUUCCUUUCUUUCCCUCUACCGAUUACAUUACAGUUGUUUGUUGUGUCAUCAAUAUGUAGUUUCUGAAACAAAACCAUGUCUAACUAAGUUUAAAUGUUUCCUGUGCAUUACAAAACAGGACACUGAAUUAAAAAAAAUUAUAUGAAUAAAUAAUAAAUCCAUCUUGUAUACCAGUGUAUGACAAACCAUUUUUUUUAUCACCAAUGUGGGCUUUUCCCGUUGCAAUAGUUUUUGUGGUACCGUAACUAAAUUGCUGACAAAAAAUGCAAGUAAUGUUUUCAAAGUGUGUUAAUUUUCUGUUACUACCUCCAGAAUAAAAUUUUUGCUACUAAUAUCAAUUGACUGGGAAAUUAUUUCCAAUAAUUAACCAUAAUCAUUUACAAAAUAUAUAAAUAUAUUAUUGAUUUAAACAUACAGAUGGUGUUUUUUGGGAGGGGUUUGGGGGGAGGUGUGGCUUGUUUUAUAUGUAUUGUUUGUUUUCAGGCUUGGGGUGGGGUUUUUUCAUAAUACACAUUGUUUUGUUCAUUCCAUCUCCUUAGAAAUAUGAAUUGAUUGUAUAUCAGCAUUGUUAAGUGUUAUUCUAUGUUUUGUUUUAAGCUUUAGUUAGUAAAUGUUGUUUUAAGACACUUUAUAUAUGUAGUUGUAUUUAUUUACCAGGAUGAUAUAAUAUGAUUUAAAAAAAAAAAAAUUGUUAUUGGUUCAAAACAAAAACAGAGAAAAUUACCUCAGAUUAUUUCCAGCAUCCGGAUUUUUAUUUAAUGUUAUUUAAAAAGAACACAAAAACUAGCUAUCAGCUAUGCUUGCACUUUUGCAGCUUUGUAUAAAAUGUUUCUAUAAAAAUCAUAUUACAGUGUGUUUGUACACCAUAAAAAAAUAAAAAAAGAGUUCAGAUAUGUAGUUAUAUAUUCUGCCAGGUGUUUUCUAGUAAAUAAAUAGAUGUAUGUUAUUGUACUAAGUCAUUUUCAGUCAGUAAUUUAAUAUUUUAUAGUCUGAACCACAUUGUUAACAACUAUGAUAAAUUAUUCUCCUACGUUUAAUUACCGAUAAAUUUUACCCACAUCUUGUCCAGACAAAAAUCAUUAAAAAAAACAUUACAAUCAUACAAAUUCCACACACUAGAUGAUAAACAUGUCACCUAUCUCGACUUCGCUAAGAUCUCCCCUGACAAAAACCAUGUACGUUUUUGCUUUCUGCCAUUUUACUUUUUUAUGGAAUACUCUUCAAGAGAGGUCGAAGCCUCCGAAGUAUGUGACAUAAUUAAUAUGACGUUUUCGCGAUUGCUUUUACAUCAUAACAUGUUAGAUUACAUCAUAUCCUUUCUUGGAGAGUAUUCCAUAAAAUGGUAAAAUG